Molecule: messenger RNA, 1076 nt
Organism: Toxorhynchites rutilus septentrionalis
Lineage: Eukaryota; Metazoa; Arthropoda; Insecta; Diptera; Culicidae
Product: pre-mRNA-splicing factor Syf2
Exons: 1
Coding region: 100-831 (243 amino acids)
Cellular component (GO): catalytic step 2 spliceosome; post-mRNA release spliceosomal complex; Prp19 complex
Source: RefSeq, a predicted model, not a curated record
GUUGUGUCAGAAAAUCAAUGUUUUUGUUUACUGCGUUGUAAAUUGGAAAUUCCUGUUUCAAUUCGUUUGGUGUAUUCCUUUGGAAAAUAAAUCAACGGAAUGGAAACAACUACUUCAGCAGCGGGAAAACCUUCCUCUAUGUCGGCACCUUCGACCGCGUCGAAAAGUUUUGCCGAAAAACAUGCCGAGAGGAUGGAACGCUUGAGGAAACUUCAUACGCAGCGAAACGAAGCUCGGAACUCAAAUCACCAGGAAGUGAUAGCGGAAGAUGAACGAAAAAAGUUACCUGCCAAUUGGGAAUCUCGUAAACGACAGGCUGAUUGGCUAGUCGAAGAUAGCAAAGCCAAAGUGGAAGCUGAUGCCAGGGGACUAGAUUACAACCGUGUCAAAUUGCUGAAGGUUUCGGCAGCAGAAGCGGACCGUUUUGAUAAGUUGAGAGCGAAAAAGAAAAACACCGAUCCAGGUUUUUCGGAUUACGAAGCACAAACUGCGCGGCAGUAUGGGCGACUGAUAAAGGGUAUGGAACCACGGGAUUUGGUCAAAUACGAGGAGCAAAAGCAGAAGUAUGGUGACGCAUUCUACGGAGGUCCGAAUGUGGUGUUGCAGGGAUUGCAUAAUGAUACCCCAGGGGCGAUUGAUAAGAUGGUGAAGGAUCUCGAGCAACAGAUCGAUAAGAGGAAGAAGUUCUCGCGCAGGAGAACCCACAAUGAUGAUGCGGAUAUCGAUUACAUCAAUGAGAAAAACGCAAGGUUCAACAAGAAGCUGGAACGGUUCUAUGGGGAACAUACAGCCGAAAUCAAGCAGAAUUUGGAAAGAGGAACUGCUAUUUAAGAGGGUAUUUUUAUCAGUGUAAUUUACUUUAGAUUAAGUAAUUCUCAAAAACAGUGGUACAGAGAAAAUUAAUAUGUUUAAGGUGCAGUAGCCUGAACAAUUAAAGUAGUUCCCCAUUUCUUGCGAUCCCUUUCCCGCAAUAUAUAAAUAUAAUAGAAGGUAAUAUUAUUUUAUUGUUGCAACCGAAUUGAAUGAAUAAAAUACAAAUAAUAAAUCAUAUUUCCGUGGCAAUAUUGAUGAAGUAA